Messenger RNA from Klebsormidium nitens, 2700 nucleotides. NCBI's taxonomy places the organism in Eukaryota, Viridiplantae, Streptophyta, Klebsormidiophyceae, Klebsormidiales, Klebsormidiaceae. The record is from the annotation of a GenBank genome assembly.
AUUGGCAUAUGGCUGCAUGGUCGCCUGCGUUGACGCGAAUAGGGGCGAAUGAAACACAGCAUUGCGUCUUUCGUAUGCGUAUCAAUCAUUCAAUGUACCCUGCUUUGGAGUAGGUAGAAGGGCGUUUGGAACCGGUCUUUGAUCUGGGCGAAUGUCAUUAAUUGUCAGGUCGGGUGUUGGCAGCUUGCCUUUGUUUGGCGUUGGAAUCAGAAUCUUGCGCACACGUCCCGCUUCUGCCAGUAUUUGCCACGUUUGGACCCGAUUGGGCAGCUCAAAAACCUCUCACCGCAUAUCCUUUCAGCGAGCAUACUUUACAAGCAAGGCUGUACAAGCAUUGCUCGGCUCGUCUUUUCACACCACCACCAUUUUGUCGCGACUUAACUCUGCGCAACAGCCCCCAUCCAGAAUGGUGUACAUUGAGAGAGGCCAGGUGUUCCCGGAGAAGCCCAAAGUGCCAGCUGGCGAUGGGGGCUCUGACAGCUCUGAAAUCAAGCCCACUGUGUUCAAGUCCUGGGUAAGGCGGAAUCCGAGUGGCCCCUCCGAUCUGCCGGCAGAGGCUGGACGAUACCACCUUUUGGUUUCCCUGGCGUGUCCCUUUUCUCAUAGGGCAAUCAUCAUGCGCUCUCUCAAAGGUCUGCAGGCCGCUGUCCCAAUGACUGUUCUGCACCCUUUGAAGGACAACCCCAAGGGGUGGCACUUUGUCGGGCCAGAAGGCGACGAGCGCUACCCCGAGUGUCGUCCGGACACAAUCGGACUGGACGCCCGUUUCCUUACGGACGUCUACCUGGCUUCGGACAAGGACUACACGGGGAGAGUGUCCGUACCAGUGCUCUGGGAUACUAAAACUGGUAGGGUCGUCAGCAACGAGAGCGGCGACAUUUCCGAGAUGCUCAACAGCGAGUUCGAGGAGCACGCAAAGGGCGUCCCGGUUCCCGACUACUACCCGCCCCAUCUCCGAUCGGAGAUUGACGCCAUAAGCGACUGGCUCGGCCCGGAGCUGAACAUGGGCGUAUACCGGACGGGCUUUGCAACGACCCAGGAAGACUACGAGGCCGCGUGCCGCCGCGUGUUUGCUGCGCUUGACCGGUGCGAAUCAAUUUUGGCGAAGCAGCGUUACUUGGUCUCAUACUACCCCCCCGGCGCGAGCGUGCCUUCUCCGACGCUUGCGGACGUCCGUUUGUUCGCGACGCUCAUCCGGUUCGACAUCGUCUACUACGGACUGUUCAAGUGCAUGCUACGGCGGAUCGCGGACUACCCCAACCUGCAAACAUACAUGGAGGACCUCUACUCCAACCCCUCGGUGGCGACCACCGUCUCCUUCCCGCACAUCAAAGACUCGUACUACUUCACUUUUGUCGCCCAGAAUCCGGCCCAGCUCGUUCCCCGCGGGGGGGCGCCGUUCACCCCUGAGGUCAGCUUCUGCCGGCGCAAGCUAGGCGUCCGAGACUCCGCUCAGCCUCAAGAGUCCAACGGCUCGCCAGCGGCCGCCGAAGCGUCGGCGUCCGGAGGCGCCUACUCGCACGGCGCAUUUGUACGCCCGGAUAGCAAGCUCCGGAACUGGAUCACUGCGGACGGGUCGUCCGGUUUCAAGGCUGAGGCGGGGCGGUAUCACCUGUACAUUGCGAACAACUGCCCUUGGUGCCACAGGUGCGUGCUGACGCGCGCGCUGCUGGGCCUGCAUGACGUCAUCUCGAUGGACGUGCUGUUCUACCGGAGGGACCCCGACAAGGGCUGGGUCUUCAACCCAGGCGAACCGGGGUGCACCCCCGACACCGUCGCCGGCGGAAUCGGCGGAAUCCGGGAGCUGUACGCGCGCGCGGGAUCGGCGGAAAAGUCGGUUCCCGUGCUGUACGACAAGCAGACCGCCACGAUCGUCAGCAACGAGUCCGCUGACAUAAUCCGCAUGCUGGCGACCGAGUUCCGCGAAUUUGCCGCGCCCAAGUCGCCGGAAUUGGUCCCACACGAUUUAAUCCGUCGGAUCGACGAAGUGAACGGCUGGAUAUACGACGCCAUCAACAACGGCGCGUAUAAGGCGGGGUUCGCAAAGGGGCAGGUCGCGUAUGAUAAGGCGUUCGACGAGUAUUUCGAGGCGCUGGAUCGGGUGGAGUGUCUUCUCGACAAACACAGGUACUUGCUGGGCGAGACGCUGACGGAGGCUGACGUCCGGCUGUUCCCGACACUGUUCCGGCACGACCACGUGUACUUCGUCCGCUUCAAGGUGAACAAGGCCAUGCUCGCGGACAGCUACCCCAACACGCUGCGGUGGCUGCUCGACGUCUAUUCCCUUCCGGGAGUCAAAGAAGCCUCCAACUUUGAUCAUUGCAUCGGGGGCUAUUUCGGCCGGUGGGCGAUCCCAACCGUCCCCCUGCGGCCCAAGCUUAGCUACAGCUUGAGCUGACUUUUGAGAGUAAUAGUUGUUAGGAGUCAAACGAGCUUGACACCUGUGUCUGGUCUUAGUUGCUUCGACGUCGGAGUUGCGAGUUUAUAACAGGGCAGCAGCAGGACCACCUUUCUGUUAUACGAGGUUGCAGUUGUACAUAGUUGCACUGGCAAUGCCACGGACGUGACAAGGGUGUCCGCAGCUCACUCCAGAGAUAUCCGUGCACUUUGGGAUGUGAAAGUUGUGUCUAGGUGCAGUGAGUGUGGCAGUGCAAGUUGCAUGUACUCAUGGGCAAGCCUAGCAACGUUGCUAUAAAAUCC